AUGUCGUUUAAAGGUUACACAGGUGAAUCAAUUGUACCACUAGGAUUCAUAAAUGUUAUAGUAGAAUAUGGAGAUAUGGCAAGCAGGGAUUUCAUCAAUAAUUUUAACAUUAUUUUCACUCCAGCAGGAAUAAACGCCAUUGACUCGGUGGUGGACGUGAAGACUACGUUAAGGGGGGAGUUUCCUGAUGUGUGUACUUCAGCUCUCGGAUGUUUUAAACACGGUAAGAUUUCUUUGAAGUUAAAGCCUAACGCCGUCCCAAAGCACCAUUCUCCGAAACCUGUACCCUUAGCCCUUAAAUCCAAAGUCGAGUACGAAUUAGAGAGGAUGAUUCAAAGAGGAAUCAUUACACCAACCGUAACAGCAGAAUGGAGUUCCCAUAUUGUCCCGGUUCUGCGAAAAAAUGGCACCGUACGCAUAUGUGGUAGCUAUAUAAAUCUCAACAAAAAUCUAGUAGAUGUGUAUUAUCCAUUACCACGCAUAGAUCAGAUUUAUGCUAAUCUGAAAGGAAAUUACAAAUUUUCCAAAAUAGAUCUAAGCGACGCGUAUAUGCAGUUCGAACUCAUAUGCGUCAAAAAAGCUGGUCACUAUAUCCACGCACAAAGGAUUAUACAUGGCAUCGACAAUGUAUUCACCUUCCAGGAUGACAUCUUAAUCGGACAUAAACGUGGCGAAAACCACCUGGAUAUUUUGAGACGAGCCCUAACCAUAUUAAAAAACGCAGGGCUAACGGUAAACCUGGAUAAAUGUCAGUUUCUCCAAAGCAAAAUCUCGUAUCUGGGAUACGACUUAUCAGAAAACGGUUUAAGUAAAAGCAAAGAUAAGAUCGAAGCAAUAACAUCUGCUCCACCGCCAAAUAAUAUUACCGAACUUAAAUCGUUUAUUGGAGUGGUUAAUUAUUAUAGCAAAUUUAUACCCAACAUUACAGAAACUCUAGCACCCCUCUAUCAGUUACUAAAAAAGGAUGUUAAAUAUCAAUGGACAGAUAAAUGUGAUACAGCGUUCAGAAGUAUUAAGCAAAAGAUUGCGUCUGAUACGGUUCUAACUUACUUCGAUCCUAAUCUACCCAUCAUUGUAACAUGUGAUGCUUCUGAACGUGGCAUAGCAGCAGUUCUUGCACACAAGAUGACAGACAACACUGAAAAAAUGGUGACAUGUGUAUCAAGAACUUACACUAAAGCUGAACAGAACUACUCAGUAGUGCACAAAGAAAGUUUAGCAUGCUAUUUCGCCAUAAACAAAUUCCAAGAAUACUUAUAUGGACAGAGAUUUAUUUUGCGAACAGAUCAAAAAUCGUUGGUCUACUUGUUUGGGAAACAAAAGGAAAUAAAUCAGACAUAUGCUAAUCGAAUAAAGCGCUACGCACUGUAUUUUUCAAACUUUGAUUUCCAAAUUGAACAUAUAAAGGGACGUGACAACGCAGUCGCAGACUGUUUGUCGCGAUUACCACUAGACAAGCAAUUUACAGUUGACGAAGUAGAAUACAAUAGCAUAUAUUUCUCCAAUGUAGAUAUUCCGAUAGACAAUACAAUGGUAAAAGAAGAAACAGCAAAUGACGCUAUCUUAACUAAGGUUAUAGAAUUUGUUCGAUCGGGAUGGCCAAACGAGAUCGAUGAAAAUUAUCGACCAUUUUAUAAUCGCAAAUUAGACCUCCACGUGGUAAAUGGCUGUUUGUUGUUUGGAGACCGUAUCGUGAUACCAACCACAAUGCGAGAAAUAGUAAAAAACGAACUACACUCUACUCAUGAAGGCAUCGUGCGAAUGAAAGCUAUGGCGAGAUCGUUCUUAUGGUUUCCUGGAGUCGACAAAGAAAUUGAACAGAUAUGCAAAUCGUGCAAAGCUUGUCUGUCUGUCACAUCUCAUCCCCCAAAAACCUAUGUAUCCUGGCCGGAAUCUUCUAAUCCGUUCGAAUUAGUCCACAUGGACUUUUUCACGUUCCUGCAAAGACAAUACCUGAUCAUAGUAGACAGCUGCACUAAAUGGUUAGAAAUUUACAGUAUGAAAAACAUUACAAGCGAGAGUACUGUAGAAAUGCUUAGAGACUGCUUCUCUCGAUUUGGGCUGCCAGAAACAGUUGUCUCCGAUAACGGACCUUCCUUCGUCUCCGAAGAAAUGGAGAUUUUCUUUUACCGGAACGGAAUCAAACACAUGACAAUCUCGCCAUACAACCCUCAAAGUAACGGCCUUGCUGAAAACGGUGUUAAAAUAGUAAAAAACAAGCUGAAGUCGGCAUUGGCAGAUGAACAAAAUAAAAAUGCCACCAUCCAGACGAUACUUUCCCGUUUCCUGCUAGUUUAUAGAAACACACCGCAUACGACGACCAAAAUAUCUCCAGCUAGUGCUAUGUUUGGUCGAGAAUUACGUACAAGGUUUCAUCUAAUGACUCGUACUGACCAUGUCUCAAAAAAAAUACCCCGCGAACCAACUACAAGUCGAACUUUUAAAAUCAACGACAAAGUCAUAAUCAGAGACUAUCGGACAACUGAGAGGAAAUGGGUUGAUGCGAAAAUAAUAAAAACAAUUGGCAACGCCACUCAUUUAUGCCAGCUCGCAUCUGGAACGGUGUGGAAACGUCACCCAAAUCAAAUAAAGAAAAGGAGUGAGGGUUGCGAAUCAGUAUUGACUAAAAGCACCGCCAUUAAACAGCACAGAGGACAUUGCAAUGUGAAAAUCGGAAUGCCCAUAAAUUACGAUCCUGCGUUACCACAACUACCCAUCCCUGCCCCAGUACGUAGCACUUCCACUAAUCUGGAUCCUGUACCAGCAGGUAUGAACAACACACGUCAGGACACUCAUCCUUUACCAGCCACCGAGCCAAUGUGUCCUCCCGCAGCACAUGAAUGUAUUAGACCAUCUAGAAUUAGGAAAACCCCAAAGAUCCUAGAUGAUUUUAUUGUUAGUAUGUAA
Molecule: messenger RNA, 2907 nt
Organism: Zophobas morio
Lineage: Eukaryota; Metazoa; Arthropoda; Insecta; Coleoptera; Tenebrionidae
Exons: 3
Coding region: 1-2907 (968 amino acids)
Biological process (GO): DNA integration
Molecular function (GO): nucleic acid binding
Source: RefSeq, a predicted model, not a curated record